Messenger RNA from Hyalella azteca, 1501 nucleotides. RefSeq names its product NADPH:adrenodoxin oxidoreductase, mitochondrial (gene dare). Gene Ontology annotation, biological process: ubiquinone biosynthetic process. Gene Ontology annotation, cellular component: mitochondrion. The transcript has 7 exons. Bases 53 to 1372 code for a protein of 439 amino acids. Lineage: Eukaryota; Metazoa; Arthropoda; Malacostraca; Amphipoda; Hyalellidae. The record is from RefSeq and is a predicted model, not a curated record.
GAAAUCUUGUAAAGCAUGAUAUGAUCUAGAGCAAUAUCAAAAUAAUUUUACCAUGACAAGUUUAAUACAUCAGAGGUUAUGUGUGCAUGCCUAUAGCCAAUCUUUAUAUCGAUUUUCUCAAUGUUUGUCCACAUCUUCUUGGGCCAAUGUGCCGAAAGUUUGUGUCAUAGGCACUGGUCCUGCCGGCUUCUACACAGCAAUGAAACUCGUCAAAGACCACCCCAGUGUAUGUGUUGACAUGUAUGAGAAGCUUGCUGUCCCUUAUGGUCUGGUGCGCUAUGGAGUUGCACCUGAUCAUCCAGAAGUCAAGAACUGCAUAAACCAGUUCACAUCUGUGGCCAAUAAGGAUCGCUGUUCUUUUCUUGGCAAUGUUACCAUUGGAAAAGAUGUUACAGUUCCAGAACUGAGGAAUAAUUAUGAUGCUGUUGUGGUUGCAAGUGGUGCAUGGGAAGACAGGAAGCUCAACAUAGCUGGCGAGGAAGAGGUGAUAUCAGCACGACGAUUGGUUGGCUGGUACAAUGGUCUACCCCAGGACAGCUGGCUUAAGCCUGCCCUCCACAAAACUGAGCACGCUGUGGUCAUUGGCCAAGGCAAUGUUGCGCUAGAUGUGGCCAGAAUACUCUUGUCUCCAAUAGAUCGACUUAAAAAUUUGGACAUCCCAGAAGCUGUUUUGUCUCAGCUGAGUAAGAGCAAAGUACGACGUGUUACGCUUAUUGGGAGGCGAGGACCUCAACACGUUGCUUUUACUGUCAAAGAGCUCAGGGAAAUGACCAAACUUGACGGCUUAACUUAUGAUAUUUUAAGAAAAGACUGUGAGAACCUCCCUGAUAUUAUCAAAAAUGCUGACCGGUCCAGGCGACGUUUGUUAGAGUUGGUGCACCAGUGCAGUGAGAACGCCCAGUCACUUGACAGAAAUUUACGCUUGUGGGCUCUGCGCUUCCUCAGGUCUCCGAUAUCCGUCCAGUCUCAGGAGGGAACUGUCACCGGCCUCACUCUCGCUAUUAAUAGAUUAGAGAGCAAUAAAGCUGUGACCACGGGAGAUGAAGAGGAGUUGGCGUGCGACAUGGUGAUCCGCUCCGUGGGGUACAUGGGCACCAAGUUUGACCCCUCGCUCCCUUAUAGAGAAGAUACUGGCACCAUCGACAAUGUCAAUAGCAGAGUCACUGGCUUGCCUGGCGUGUACGCAACAGGCUGGGCAGGAUCAGGCCCCGUAGGAGUGAUAGCAAGCACCAUGACCCAGAGCUUCCAGUGCGCCAAGACGAUAUUGGCUGACCUGCCUGCUCUCCACGUCCUCCCUGGCAAACCUGGCAAGGACGGCAUCCUACCGCUCCUUCAGAGUCGGGGUGUGUUCACUCUUAACCACGGAAGCUAAGAAAUUCAGUGUAUCUGUGUGGAUUCUCAUUGUUGAAAUUUGACUUUAUUUCUGGGUUAAGUGGAACAGAAGCGUAUUGCUUCUACUCAAGCCCUCUACCGCCAUUUGUCACUCUCCGGAAACAUAAUU